Closterium sp. NIES-65 is the source of this 597-nucleotide messenger RNA. NCBI's taxonomy places the organism in Eukaryota, Viridiplantae, Streptophyta, Zygnematophyceae, Desmidiales, Closteriaceae. The record is from the annotation of a GenBank genome assembly.
AUGCCUUACCCUCGUCUCUCGUCCCAUUCUUUCCGCAUUCUUCCCCCUCUCCCCCCAUCUCCCCAUCAGGAGACAGCAGCAUGUGUGGCGGUUCUGGCGGCGCGAAAUGCCGCAUCUCCCAGACCCGACGCAUAUCCCACCCGCGCACUCGUCCCUUUCCCCCGUUCCCCCCAACCCCCUCAGAAGACAGGAGCAUGUGCGGCAUUGCUGGCGGCGCUAAGGGGCUUCCCCUCGUCGCUGGAGACAGCAGCAUGUGUGGCGCUACUGGCGGCGCUGAGGGGUUUCCCAUCGUCACUGGUGAGGAUCCGCCUGGAGACAGCAGCAUGUGUGGCGGUUCUGGCGGCGCUGAGGGCCCUCGUCGCUCGUGGCGAACAAAAGGGGCGUGCGGAGGACGCUUUUGAGUCGACUCAAAAGUUUUCCCCCCAUCCCCUUUCUCAGGAGACAGCAGCAUGUGUGGCGGUGCUGAGGGGCUUCCCCUCGUCGCUGGUGAGGAUCCGCCUGGAGAGUGAGAGGGGCGUGUGGCGGGCACGUGCCAGCCUCGUGGCAGAGGCGCCUGAUGCUCUGCCCUACAACAUACAGCUAUUCUGCUGCCUUUAA